Euleptes europaea (tarantolino) is the source of this 3330-nucleotide messenger RNA. RefSeq names its product kinesin family member 23 (gene KIF23). The transcript is spliced from 25 exons. Gene Ontology annotation, biological process: microtubule-based movement. The record is from RefSeq and is a predicted model, not a curated record. Bases 22 to 3330 code for a protein of 1102 amino acids. Gene Ontology annotation, molecular function: microtubule motor activity; ATP binding; microtubule binding. NCBI's taxonomy places the organism in Eukaryota, Metazoa, Chordata, Lepidosauria, Squamata, Sphaerodactylidae. Gene Ontology annotation, cellular component: kinesin complex; microtubule; nucleus.
AUUAAGACCCCCAGAAGGAACAUGCUGAAGAAAGUAUACGGCAGCAGUCUGAAGGACCCUGUUGGGGUGUACUGUCGGGUGCGCCCAGUACCAGAUGCAGAGUGCUGCAUUGAUGUGAUCAGCCGCACCACUGUCCAGGUUCACCCGCCCGACGGAUACCGCAGCAUCCGCAACGGGGAGUAUAAAGAGGUGCAAUAUUCAUUUAAAGAAGUGUUUGGCCCCAACAUCUCUCAAAGAUGGGUUUUUGAUACAGUCGCUAAACCUCUCGUAGAGGACCUCAUCCAUGGAAAAAAUGGUCUCCUUUUUACAUAUGGUGUUACGGGGAGCGGGAAAACGCACACAAUGACAGGCUCCCCGGGCGACGGUGGGCUCCUUCCCCGGUGUUUAGACAUGAUCUUCAACAGCAUAGGGCCACUCCAGGCCAAACGAUAUGUUUUUAAGCUUGAUGAAAAGAAUGGGGUUGAGGUUCAGUGUGAGGUUGAUGCGUUGCUCGAACGGCAGAAGAGGGAAGCUCUGCCGGUUCCAAAAACUCCAUCUGGCAAGCGGCAAAUAGACCCUGAAAUUGCUGAUAUGAUCAAUGUUCAGGAUAACUGCAAGCUGGAAGAUGUCGAUGAAGAUAACGUUUACAGCAUCUUUGUCUCUUACAUUGAGAUUUAUAACAACUAUAUCUAUGAUCUACUGGAUGAAGCUCCUUUUGAUCCCAUCAAACCAAAGUGGAACAGCUGUGGCACUCCGGUGCGAAACGUUGACUUUAUGCCUCCACAGUCCAGAAUACUCCGGGAGGAUCAGAACCACAACAUGUAUGUUGCGGGAUGCACCGAAGUAGAAGUGAAAUCCACAGAGGAAGCUUUUGAAGUCUUCUGGAGAGGCCAAAAGAAGCGACGCAUUGCCAACACUCAGCUGAAUCGUGAAUCCAGCCGUUCGCACAGCGUGUUUCUAAUUAAAUUAGCCCAGGCUCCACUGGAUGCAGGCGGAGACAAUGUUUUGCAGGAGAGGGACCUGAUAACCUUGAGCCAGCUUUCUUUGGUCGACCUGGCAGGCAGCGAAAGGACAAACAGAACCAAAGCAGAAGGCAGCCGAUUACGUGAAGCAGGGAAUAUUAAUCAGUCAUUAAUGACGCUAAGAACCUGUAUAGAAGCUCUGCGAGAGAACCAAACCUACGGGACCAACAAGAUGGUCCCCUAUCGAGACUCCAAACUGACCCACCUUUUCAAGAACUACUUUGAUGGAGAAGGAAAAGUGCGGAUGAUUGUCUGUGUGAACCCGAAGGCCGAAGACUAUGAUGAGAGUUUGCAAGUGAUGAGGUUUGCGGAGAUCACCCAAGAAGUGGAGGUGGCAAGGCCUUUUGACAAGCCGCUGUGUGGGUUAACCCCUGGGCGCCGGUUUAAGAAUCAGGCCUUCAGGGAGGAGCUUUCACGGCAGCUGGAAAUCCGAGGUGGCCCAAUCUAUGGGGAUCAAGAGCAGUCUCUCACAGAGAGGCUCUUGCAGAGCUUUCCUGCGAUGCCUUCCUGUGAGCUUCUAGACAUCAAUGAUGACCAGACCCUUCCUCGGCUUAUUGAAGUGCUCGAGAAGCGCCACAGCAUCCGGCAGAGGCUAACAGAAGAGUUCACCAAAAAUGUGCGUUUUGUGAAGGGCCUGCUGCAGGACCUGGACGCCAGCCUCCUCUCCAAGGAGAACCAUGCCCAGGCAAAAAUGGCUGAAAAAGACAAAACGAUCGGAGGGCAAAAAACCGAGAUCGAGCGGCUGGAGAAGAAAGCGAAAACUCUGGAAUAUAAGAUCAACAUCUUGGAGAAAACGACGGCCAUUUAUGAAGAGGAGAAGCGCAACCUGCAGCAGGAGCUGGAUGCCAAGGGCCAGAAGCUGCAGCGCCAGGCUUCCGAGAAGCGGCGGCUGGAAACGCGGCUGCAGGGCAUGGUGACGGAGACCACGAUGAAAUGGGAGAAGGAAUGCGAGCGGCGGGUGGCAGCCAAGCAGCUCGAGAUGCAGAACAAGCUCUGGGUGAAAGACGAGAAGCUGAAGCAGCUGAAGGCGAUCGUCACUGAGCCCAAGAGUGGCAAGCCAGAGAGGCCUUCUCGGGAGAAGGACCGGGAGAAAUUCCUGCCGCGUUCGUUGUCGCCUCCGCCGGUCCCUUUUUCUAGUAACUGUGUCGUCACUCAGCUCCCUGCCCACCCGCCUGCCACAAGUGAGCCACAGCUGCACAGGCGCUCUAACUCGUGCAGCAGCAUUUCCGUGGCCUCCUGCAUCUCGGAAUGGGAGCAGAAACGGCCUGCCCAUGGCAGCAAGUACCCCAGUGGCGGCGGCAUGCCCACGGCCAGGAGUAGGCUGCAGGAGCAAGAGCCAGCUAGGCCCUGUGCCAUGGCAGAGAGGAGGCGGGGCAUGCACUGGACCGGAGCCCUUGAGGUCCCCAGCGGUAGAGAGGUGCUAGAGGUAGGGUCAGAGCUACUCCCAGCCAACGCUCCGCCAGUCCAUCUCCGGCACCGGCGCUCUCGCUCGGCUGGGGAGAGGUGGGUGGACCACAAGCCAUCCUCCAACAUCCAGACAGAAACGGUCAUGCAGCCCCAUGUGCCCCACGCCAUCACCGUGGCGGCUGCCAACGAGAAAGCCCUGGCAAAGUGUGACAAGUACAUGCUGACCCACCAGGAGCUGGCUUCCGACGGGGAGAUUGAGACGAGGUUGAUCAAGGGUGACGUUUUUAAGACCAGAGGCGGUGGCCAGGCAGUCCAGUUCACAGAGAUUGAGACCCUGAAACAGGAAUCGCCAACUGGUCGAAAGCGGCGAUCAUCUCCCUCAAAUCCUGCUCCACCAAAUGAUGCUACCGAGUCAGGAUGGACGGAUAUAGAAACACGAUGUUCUGUUGCAGUGGAGAUGAAAGCCGGCUCAACCCUCGGACCCGGGUACCAACAUCAUGCUCAGCCCAAGGUGGCACCUUUAGAAGGCUGCACUUGGCCUUCCAAGGCCACGAAGGGCCUUGGAGUGUGUCUGCAGAACGGGCACGACUCGUGUGCCCUGCCUGGCCCUGUGGGCACCUUUGGAGUUCUGACGCAGUGGGGUGGGCACAGCCCCAACAUGGAUGCCACAGGAGGCGGAGCCAGCCCCAACAUGCCUGCCACAUCUUACCUUCAGUCGCACAGUGCUACCGGAGAUGUGGGUCUGCCUGCCGAGGCCUCCUCAGAUGAGGAAGAGACGGAGGAAGCUGGCCCCCGCCCUUGGAGGCCUCAGGAAGACCCACUUGACAAGGCGGAGACUCUGUCCAGUGCAGAGGAGGCUCUCAGGCCGAAGUCAGCUCGCCACACCCUCUGGCUUGUGGCCCGGGAUCCAAAGCUGAAGUAG